AUGAACCUGAGACUCGUUUUUAGCCCUGGAUUCCUUCUGCUGCUUAUUGUCAGUCAAAACCAGGCAGGGGCCAGGUCCAUUUCCAGCUUACAGAGUCUAUCCAAAGUGUUAGAUGAGGACCUGGAGCAUCCCCUGGUCUCAGAAGAGAGAGACUACAAGCAAGAUGAGCUGAUCCCAGCAGAAAGCUUUGAUCAACAAGCCACUGAGUUCCAGUGGAUCCAAAACACCAGGGACCAGCCUGAGAGCAUGUCCAUGGGUGACAGUGCCAUCCAGAGAUUCCUCAGUGACCUCCUGAGCUUAUCUCGCCGCUACCGAGGCAGGAGCAAAAAAGGUCUCUCCAGGGGCUGUUUUGGUGUCAGGCUGGACAGGAUUGGGUCACUGAGUGGACUGGGAUGCUGA
Molecule: messenger RNA, 399 nt
Organism: Acanthisitta chloris (rifleman)
Lineage: Eukaryota; Metazoa; Chordata; Aves; Passeriformes; Acanthisittidae
Gene: NPPC
Product: natriuretic peptide C
Exons: 2
Coding region: 1-399 (132 amino acids)
Cellular component (GO): extracellular region
Molecular function (GO): hormone receptor binding; hormone activity
Source: RefSeq, a predicted model, not a curated record